Stylonychia lemnae is the source of this 474-nucleotide messenger RNA. NCBI's taxonomy places the organism in Eukaryota, Ciliophora, Spirotrichea, Sporadotrichida, Oxytrichidae. The record is from the annotation of a GenBank genome assembly.
AUGGGAGCAUGUUCAACCUGCAUGAAAAACCUAACAUAGCCAAGCAAGGAUACUUUAGAAGCUCCGCCUCUUUCAAAAGUACAAAGAGCCAAAUAUAGCUAAAGGAAUAAUUAGGAGUAAUACCCGUUUAGUCAAUUUAGUAUUAAUUAAGAUGAUUCAUAGUCAAUAACUGAGGAAAUCAAUAACUAAAUCCCUAAUAAAAAGAAAUAAUGUGAUCAAAGCAUUCAGUAAUAAUAUACUAAGGAGUUUGAUUUAAUAAAUGAUGAUACAGGAAAAGUAGAAGUAAAUUAGAAAAGGAUUAAGGAGUCAAUAAGUGGUUUGAACAUAGAGGAAUAGAAGGUUUUAUUAAGCUAUCUCCAAACUCUGUUAAGCAAUGAAGGGAAUUAGAACAAUCAUUAGGAAUAAUAAGAUUGUAAAAAUUAAGAAUAUAAAGAAAGUUAUCAUAUAGUUGAGGAGCCAUUUAAUGAUGAAUGA